GGUUGUUCUGCUUCGUUAUUCAUCAUCCUUAGCGAAUUCUCAGGCGUGAAGCACCGUGGAACUAUGGGAGUUAUAUUCUGGUUCUCUUUCAUAUUUGCCUUAUGUAUAAUACCGCUGUACGCACAUCUUAUUCGAGACUGGCGCAAGUUGACGAUCCUAACGAGUUGUCUUGGGUUUCCUGCAUUUAUUGUUUGGUGGUAAGUUUACAAGCUUAUCGCAGACUUGCUAUACGAGGGUUUAAAACAUUCUAAAACGAGUUGUUACAGGCUUUUGGCUGCAGCAGACGUGCAACAAGGCUGCAUCAAGAAACUGCAACAGACCACUAAUUCAUAUUAGUGGAAUCAUGCUGGUAUACUAGUGCAAAUGCUUUAAUUUGAUUGGCUACUCUACUCGCUAUCUACCGGGUGGCCCAAAAAAAAGUACUCCUGUUUGAUUCGUAAUAACAUCUAAACAACUAUAGCUUUUAAAGAGAAAUAACUUGCAUCAAAUAGAGGAAGGACUAACUUAGACUUUGAUAUGUUACAGUUGUAUUUCACUUAAAAAUUCACGGAGAUAUUAAUCUUUAAAUUCGGGAGGAUAUUUCUGGAUGUGUCUGAAAUAUGCAAAAAUCGGCGUAUCAAAUAUUAAUCAAGAUUUGCCCGACUGAAACAUGCACUAUUACCAGUAAAUAAAUGACACUUGACAAAUUGUUUAUUAUGAAACAAAGUAUUAUUAUAUCUACAAAAUACAAGCAAGAUUCAUUCGUCCGAAAUUCGCGUGUGUUCCUAGCACGAAUACGUUUCCUUAUUUCAUGAGACCACUGCAUCGCGAAGGAUCGUCAUUGGAUCGUUCGUAGUUCUGAAUUAGGGCAUGCUGUCACAACGGAAUUGUGAAGCUCUUCUAAAUUCUGCAACGUUCUGAAAUCUUGUUAAGAACACCCAAACUCUUUUGCCGUUUCUUAAUCUUGGCAAGUUCAUGGAGUAAACUGAGAAUUAUAUGAAACACAAUCAAACCAUACAACUCCAUAAGACAUAACAAUUAAGCAACUCCCCAGAGACAUGCAACAUUUUUGGAACAAAACGUAACAAAAUAGUAGCGUUGAUACGGUGAUGUGUAUUUGCAAAAAGCAAUAUUAUUUCCUUCAAUAAAGAAUAUUCAUCCUGCUCUAACCGAGAAAUAAUCUACUCAGUCUGUUUGAACCCAUUAAAAACAUAAAAAAAUUAGGCUAUUUAAGAAUACGAAAAAUUUAAGCGCCUGCCUUCCAUGGUCAGUCUUUCAUGUACAUUUAAGUUUGCAAAGACCUAAUAUUAAAUACUUGCAUAAUUUCGAACGUUCAUAUUUCAGGAAACAAUGAGCUAAGACUUACGUGUAAGAUGUCUAAAUCUACGCCAUAUCCCUUACAAACCUUAACGAUAAUUCGCUGAAAUACAAGUUAGCCUAAUAUGUCAUUAAGCAAACAAACGCUGGAGUUAAUAUUUGAUAUGCCGAUUUUCGCUAAUUUUAGACACAUUCCAAAAUAUGCUCCCCAUUUUUAACAUUAAUAUAUCCGUGAAUUUUUAAGUUAAAUACAACUGUAAUAUAUCAAAAUCUAAGUUAGUCCUUCCUCUAUUUAAUGCAAGUUAUUUCUCUUUAAAAACUUUACUUGUUUAGAAGUUAUUACGAAUCAAACAGGAGUACUUUUUUUUGGGCCACCCGGUAUUCCUCGAUAUAUAGCGAGUAGCAAAACAAUCAUUUUCCUGGCGCAUUUUUUAAAAAGAAUAGCAAUAUUUUAUGGAAUAUUGUGGAAUAUUUUAUGUUUGGUCUCUGAUUCUACUAAAAUAAUUAGAUUACUCGCUCUCGAGUUCUAUGAGAUGAACUAUCACCUCAUAUAUUCUUUUAUGCAAAUAUUAAUAAGCCUUCCCGGCCUCGUUCAGAUUCUAAAAUUUAUUCCUUCAUAACACUACAAGCGACAUCAGGUUGUGUUCGCAUAAAUACAUGUGCCCAACGUGUUGACAAGUUGUACACACCUAAAAACGCGCAAGUUGUUACAUAUCUGCCAUGCAAGUUGUAACAAUGUUGUUGUCAAGCCGAUAUCAGGAUGUGUUCGCAUUGCUUGUUCCCACUUGUUGUGACAAGUCUGGAACAAGUUGUUAUCAUCUUGUUAUUAUUAUUAUUGUUAUUGUCAUUGUCAUUGUUAUUGUUAUUAUGAUUAACUUUAUUUUGACACGGUAGAAUCAUCAGUAAAAAUUUACAUAAUAUAGAUGUAUAUAAAGUAUAGCAUAAGGAGGAAAAGGAAUACAAAAAAUUACAUGCUAUUUACAAAAAAAAAAACAGAACAGUACUGAUUUACAUGAUUGCCUUGUGUGAGUCUAAGCUAACCAACAUUCUAGACCUCGUUUAAAAGCACUAAGAGAUUGUGCCGAACGAAGUUUAGUUGGCAAACUAUUCCAUAAAACAGCUCCAUCGUAGCUGAGUGAGCGCUUCAGAUAACAAUCUGUAAGGUAUCUGGUAACAAUCUGUAAGGUAUCUGGUUUCUCAAUCUGUAAGGUAUCAGGCUCUUCGUAACCAGUUGUUACGAGCUUGUUGUCAUCAACUUGUUAAAAACUUGUUGUGUGCAAACGAUAUCAGACUUGUUGGAACAAUUUGUUGCGAGUCUGUUGGCUUCAACAACCUUGUCACAAGACAACCUUGUCACACAUAAUAACUUGUUCCAGACUUGUUAACAACUGGGAAAAGGCAGUGGGAAACAUCUUGUUGAGAAGCUGUGAGAGUUUUACUCGUGUAGCAGACGCGUGCGCAGCAGAUUUUUUCAAUGUUGAUAAUUUAAUAGGAAACAGUUGCUCCGAGAAAUGAAAGCGUAGAAGUACCUUCUUUUUAAUAUUCUUUAGGAUAUUUCCAGAAUCAGUGCGCUACUACUUGAUCACAGGGAAGCAGAAGAAAGCGCGGAAAGUCUUGGAAAGAGUUGCGCGAUACAACAGAAAACCCAUGAUUGAGGAUAAACUGGAGCAAGUUGCCGCAGAAGAAAAAUCUUCUUUGAAAGAUUUGUUUGCCACUCCAACUAUCAGGAAAUAUACAUUGUUGUCUUGCUUUAUUUGGUGAGUAAGCGAUGUUUCUCACUGAUUUACUAUCAGAUUUUUGUAUUGGUAAAUAACAGGAUUUUGAGCAGCUCACUUGAUAGAACUAAUUGUCGAAGGGCUUUUUUAUAGAUGGAAAUUUCGAAUGUAAAUUUUAUAAUCUAUUAGUAUAGGCCCUCUGGCAGGAAUCGAAUCUGCUGCUCUGCCAUUCCGGUGCAACGCUCUAACCAACUGAGCUACAAAAUGCAUGCACUAGUUGUCGAACUCUUACCGCAAGUUCAUGUAUAGCUCGACAACUGGACUCUAUAGCUCAGCUGGUGAGAGCGUUGCAGCGAAAUCGCAGGGCCGCAGGUUUGAUUCCCGGCAGAGGGCUCGUAGUUGCAUUUUUCGCAACUGCUCCUUGUUAGGUCUAACAAAUGUAUAAAAUUUACACUCGAAAUUUCCGUCUACAAAUAUCCCUUCAACAAUUAUCUUUGUAUUAUCUAUUUUAGAAGUUUUUCGUUGCAUCCAAUCUGUAUUGCUUUGUUUUAGUUUCAUUCUAACAUCUUUUCAUUUACUAUUUUAAUGAUUUAUCUUUCACCAGCUACUUUUAUAUGUGCACAUCUACACGUACUCUCAUUUUCUUUCAUUUCUAAUUUUUCCUUCCAUCUGCCUUCUCGUCCUUGCUAAAUUAUUGCCUAAUCCUUUCAUUAAUCAUUCUAUUCUUUCUAACGUUCGGUGUUCCCUUCCAUCUACAUUUCUUUACAUCCUUUCGUCCUUUUACGUUUCUUCAGUCUUCCAUCCUAUGUUUCCUAACGCUUUGCCUUUCGUCCGUUGCUCCCUUUUCUCGUGUGUUCUUCCAUCCUUCUUUCCUACCAGCUUUCAUUUUCGUUUGUUUUCUUUCAAUCCUUUUAUUUCUUUUGUACCGUCAUUCUUUCUUGCUCAUAUCUUUCUUCCAUCGUCUCAGGCAUCUCAUAUUCUUCCUUGUCAUCUCUUUUCUUUCCUCCCUACACUAUAUUCUUCUUUCCUUCCCUUUAUUCUUUCCUCAGAUUUUCUUAUAUUCUUCCUUGUUCUUCUCUUUCUACCUGAGUUGCCAAUUUCCAAAUAAUUUUUCAUCUCUCUUUCCUCCCUACACUAUAUUCUUCUUUUCUUCCCUUUAUUCUUUCCUCAGAUUUUCUUAUAUUCUUCCUUGUUCUUCUCUUUCUACCUGAGUUGCCAAUUUCCAAAUAAUUUUUCAUUUCUCUUCUUUCCUCCCAACACUAUACUAUAUUCUUCUUUUCUUCCUUAAGGCCCUUUAUUCUUUCCUCAGAUUUUCUUAUUUUCUCCACUAAUCAUACUUUAAAAUUGUAUUUCGGGAAUCUUUCUUUUUCUAAGAUUAUAUCGUCCUGUCAUUAUUCCCUAACUCAUAUUUACAAUUUUUAACAUUCUUUCUUUGGUACAUAAUCUCCCUUUUCAACAGGUGUGUUGAAUCAGUUGUGUACUAUGGUGUCUCAUUUUCGUCUGUCUUACUUGGUGGUAAUAUAUAUCUAAGUUUCUUUAUCAUUAACUCGAUGGAGUUCCCAGCAACUAUAUUGACAAUUUGGACUAUUGAUAGGUAAUGUUACUCACACCUUUUUGUUAUACGGAGAUUAUCUGCUUUGUGUGUGUUGUAUUUCCUGUUCUGUGUGAUAAUACAGCAAAAGUGUUUUAUUAGAAAGGCUAAGAUACGACGGUUCCAGUUUACUGCAUGCACAGGCGACAUACACGUACCCGUGAAUCGGGGUACGAUUUGCAACUUAAGAAGUGCAAAUUAUUCCGGGGUAAGGAAAGGGUAUUAGUUCGCUUAAGUUUUAGUCCAAUAUCAUUUCUCCAGAUUUGGCAGAAAAUGGACAACAUUGGGUGGAAUGAUCGUGGCUUGUGCCGCAUCGAUCCUCGGCGUCGUGUUCAGAAUGCAUCAGGAUUAUGUUUAUGACGGUAAGCUUCAUAUGAAGCCUGGAUCCACCCGUAGGGAUAGUCUAGAGUUAUAGAGUUAUGCUAUUGAUGUUUAGGUUUCCUCUUAGCCGUAAUAAGUGAACAAGAGAUGUGUUAAUUAUCCUUACUUGCAAGGUGAACCGGUUAAGCUGAAUUAGCUCAAUGUGCACUAAAAUGUGCGCUUCAACAAUUAGCUAUGUAAAUAAAGUUAGUUUAGUUUGUUAGUGUUUUUGGUCUUGAUGUAUCAAUGUGUUCUUACCAGGAUACUGGGUUAUGACAGUGAUUAUGGCAAUGCUUUCAAAGGGCUGCAUCAAUCUCUCUUUCAAUGGUGUUUGGGUCUGGUCGAAUGAGCUCUUCCCAACUGUUGUGCGGUAAGUUUAACUCGAAUUACUCGUUACUUUUUAGAUAGUAAAUAGUUUAAGUGAUUAUAAUUUCUUUCGUUUUGAAGCAACACUGGAAUGGGAACCACAAAUGGUCUGGCACGAAUUGGAUCAUUUAUGUCAGGAUACAUCAUUUGGUUGGUGAGUGUGAUUUUGACUGUUUCGAUACCUGUCUUUUAUUGGCGGGUACCAGUGGCACACUGA
Messenger RNA from Paramuricea clavata, 5545 nucleotides. Lineage: Eukaryota; Metazoa; Cnidaria; Anthozoa; Malacalcyonacea; Plexauridae. The record is from the annotation of a GenBank genome assembly.